Messenger RNA from Arabis nemorensis, 1353 nucleotides. The record is from the annotation of a GenBank genome assembly. Lineage: Eukaryota; Viridiplantae; Streptophyta; Magnoliopsida; Brassicales; Brassicaceae.
AUGACUUGCGUCGGUUCUUCUUGGUCACGGCCAAGCGUAGCUCUCCGAAUCUCCUUCAGUGGUCACAUUUCGUCUGGAUUCCAUCGAUAUCCUUUAUCGUGUCGAAUUUCCCUUUCCUCUUGCGAUGCCAACUUCGUCGUGUCUUGCUCCUCCGCAUCUGGACCGUCCGAUUCGAAUCUUGAAUCAUCGUCGAAUCGCUCUUAUAGCCGUCGAUGGUACAAUCCCCUUCCUCGGCGUCGACAUUCCGAUCAAAUGCCGACUUCUCGGAUUCCCCGUGACUGGAUCGAUUCGGAUACGUCUCCAGUUCCGGAAGCGUCAGAGAGAUUCACUGUAGUGUCGUACAACAUACUUGGAGAUAGAAAUUCAUCGUAUCACAGAGAUUUGUACUCCAAUGUGACUUUUCCUUACCUGAAAUGGGGCUACCGCAAAAGGUUGAUAUGCGAGGAACUGAUACGUCUCAAACCAGACAUCAUCUGUCUGCAGGAAGUAGACAAGUAUUUUGAUCUAUUCUGCAUGAUGGCAAAAGCUGGAUAUGCUGGCUCGUACAAGCGGCGAACUGGAGAUAACAUUGAUGGAUGCGCAAUGUUUUGGAAGGCAGACAGGUUUCGGGUCUUGGAGAGGGAAAACAUUGAGUUUAGCCAGUUUGGGAUGCGCGAUAAUGUUGCACAACUUUCUGUUCUCGCGCUACGGAAGUCUAAGUCAAGAAAGCUAGUUCUCGGUAACAUUCACGUGCUUUAUAAUCCAAGUAGAGGCGAUGUGAAGCUAGGCCAGAUCCGUUCAAUCUGCUCAAAGGCUCACUUGCUCUCUAAGAAAUGGGGUGACAUUCCCAUUGUUCUCGCCGGGGAUUUCAAUUGCACUCCCCAGAGUCCAUUGUACAACUUCUUGACGUCCUCUGAGCUGAAUAUCAUGGAACAUGACAGAAGAGAGCUAUCUGGCCAGAGGAAUUGUCACCCAACACAAGUUCUUGAGGCCGGAAACAAAUCUAGCAAUGUGAUCACUUCCGUAAACAGAUGCUUAAGUAGCUCUUGGACCAACGAAGAGAUCCGUGUCGCCACCGGGCAAGAGAACUCGUACUGGGCUGUGCAUCCGCUGAAACUUCAGAGCUCAUACGCCUCAGUUAAGGGCUCAUCAAAUACAAGGGACUGUGUUGGUGAACCUUUAGCGACCUCGUAUCACUCGAAAUUUCUAGGAACGGUUGAUUACCUCUGGUACUCAGAUGGUCUUGUACCUGCAAGAGUUCUUGAUACACUUCCCAUUGACGUUCUCUGCAAAACCAGAGGCCUUCCUUGUCAAGAACUGGGAAGCGAUCACUUGGCACUUGUUUCCGAAUUUUUCUUUGAACCGAACGGUUAA